This is a messenger RNA of Harpegnathos saltator (Jerdon's jumping ant), 3661 nucleotides long. RefSeq names its product RNA polymerase II subunit RpII140 (gene RpII140). The transcript is spliced from 7 exons. Bases 88 to 3615 code for a protein of 1175 amino acids. Gene Ontology annotation, biological process: DNA-templated transcription. Gene Ontology annotation, molecular function: DNA binding; DNA-directed RNA polymerase activity; ribonucleoside binding. Lineage: Eukaryota; Metazoa; Arthropoda; Insecta; Hymenoptera; Formicidae. The record is from RefSeq and is a predicted model, not a curated record.
GCCCUUCCUCUUCAGUUUAGUGUUGAGACUCAUGUUAGUAAGAUCUUCACAUCGGUUUUUAUGAUAUAAGAUUUUAAAUUUUAUAUCAUGUAUACUCUUGAAGAUGAUCAAUAUGAUGAUGAAGACGCGGAGGAAAUUUCGUCGAAACUUUGGCAAGAAGCCUGCUGGAUUGUUAUUAACGCGUAUUUUGAUGAGAAAGGUCUUGUACGCCAACAAUUGGAUAGUUUUGAUGAAUUUAUCGAAAUGUCUGUUCAACGUAUCGUAGAAGACUCACCACAAAUUGACUUACAAGCUGAGGCACAACAUACCACAGGCGAGAUCGAAAAUCCGGUGAGACAUUUGUUGAAAUUUGAACAGAUUUAUUUAUCUAAACCUACCCAUUGGGAGAAAGAUGGCGCACCAUCUCCUAUGAUGCCUAAUGAGGCCAGACUUAGGAAUCUGACAUAUUCAGCCCCAUUGUAUGUAGACAUUACCAAAACAAUCAUGAAGGAUGGUGAGGAACCCAUAGAAACACAACAUCAAAAAACAUUUAUUGGGAAAAUACCGAUUAUGUUAAGAUCAAAGUACUGUCUGUUGGCUGGCUUAUCCGAUCGUGAUUUAACAGAAUUGAAUGAGUGUCCUUUAGAUCCAGGUGGAUAUUUCAUUAUAAAUGGCUCAGAGAAGGUUCUUAUAGCACAAGAGAAAAUGGCUACAAACACGGUCUAUGUGUUUAGCAUGAAAGAUGGGAAAUAUGCGUACAAGGCAGAAAUCAGAUCGUGUUUAGAACACAGCUCACGCCCUACGUCAACUUUAUGGAUUAAUAUGAUGGCCAAAAGUGGAGCUAGUAUUAAAAAGUCUGCCAUAGGUCAACGUAUUGUCGCCAUUAUACCAUACGUAAAACAAGAGAUUCCUAUCAUGGUCGUUUUCCGUGCUCUCGGAUUCGUCGCAGAUCGCGACAUCUUGGAACACAUCAUAUACGACUUCGACGACCCCGAGAUGAUGGAAAUGGUGAAACCGUCCUUGGACGAAGCUUUCGUUAUACAGGAGCAGAAUGUUGCUCUGAAUUUCAUUGGUACAAGAGGUGCCCGGGCUGGUGUGACCAAGGAAAAGCGUAUCAAAUACGCCAGGGAGAUCUUGCAGAAAGAAAUGUUGCCACACGUUGGCAUAAGCGACUUCUGUGAAACUAAGAAAGCCUAUUUCCUCGGCUACAUGGUGCACAGAUUACUAUCGGCGUCCUUAGGACGAAGGGAAUUAGACGAUAGGGAUCAUUACGGCAACAAACGAUUGGACUUGGCUGGACCUUUGCUAGCGUUCCUUUUCCGCGCUCUCUUUAAGAACUUGAUGAAGGAGGUACGUUUGUACGCGCAGAAGUUUAUCGACAGAGGCAAGGACUUCAAUCUAGAAUUGGCUAUCAAGACAAAAAUCAUCACCGACGGUUUGAGAUACUCGCUCGCCACCGGCAACUGGGGUGAUCAAAAGAAGGCGCAUCAGGCGAGAGCAGGUGUGUCGCAGGUAUUGAACAGGCUGACUUUCGCGUCAACGUUGUCGCAUCUUAGACGAGUGAACUCCCCAAUUGGCAGAGACGGCAAAUUAGCCAAGCCCCGUCAAUUGCACAACACCUUAUGGGGUAUGCUCUGCCCCGCGGAAACUCCCGAGGGUGCUGCUGUAGGACUAGUGAAAAACUUGGCCCUGAUGGCUUACAUCAGCGUCGGCUCGCAGCCUUCGCCGAUCCUCGAGUUCUUGGAGGAGUGGUCGAUGGAGAAUCUCGAGGAGAUCGCGCCUAGCGCGAUCGCCGACGCUACGAAGAUAUUCGUGAACGGAUGCUGGGUCGGCAUCCACAGAGAUCCGGACCAACUGAUGGCUACUUUGCGCAAGUUGAGACGGCAGAUGGACAUCAUUGUGUCAGAAGUGUCGAUGAUCCGCGACAUCAGGGACCGUGAGAUAAGAAUAUACACGGACGCGGGUAGGAUCAGUAGGCCUUUGCUCAUAGUGGAGGGACAGAAUUUGCUGUUAAAGAAGAGGCACAUCGACAUGCUGAAGGAAAGGGACUAUAACAACGACGGGUGGCAGGAAUUAGUAGGUAGUGGAGUAGUGGAAUACAUAGACACUCUGGAAGAAGAGACCGUCAUGAUCGCCAUGUCACCUGAUGAUCUCCGGCAAGAGAAAGAGUACGCCUAUUGUACGACAUACACACAUUGCGAGAUUCAUCCGGCGAUGAUCCUGGGUGUCUGCGCUUCCAUCAUACCUUUCCCCGAUCACAAUCAGAGUCCUAGAAAUACUUAUCAGAGCGCUAUGGGUAAACAAGCUAUGGGCGUGUAUAUCACGAAUUUCCACGUGCGUAUGGACACUUUAGCUCACGUGCUGUAUUAUCCUCACAAACCGUUGGUCACCACAAGAUCCAUGGAGUAUCUUAGAUUCCGCGAGCUACCAGCGGGUAUCAAUAGCAUCGUUGCGAUCUUGUGUUAUACAGGAUAUAAUCAGGAGGAUAGCGUCAUUUUGAACGCCAGCGCCGUCGAGAGAGGCUUUUUCAGAUCAGUAUUUUACCGCUCUUACAAGGAGGCCGAGUCGAAGAAGAUCGGCGACCAAGAAGAGCAAUUUGAGAAACCGUCGCGCUUAACUUGCCAAGGGAUGCGCAAUGCCAUAUAUGAUAAGUUGGACGACGAUGGAAUAAUUGCGCCUGGAAUUCGAGUAUCCGGCGACGACGUGAUUAUAGGCAAAACAAUCACUUUGCCAGAAACGGACGACGAACUGGACAGCACGACGAAACGUUUCACAAAGCGCGAUGCAUCGACAUUUUUGCGAAAUAGUGAAACUGGUAUAGUUGAUCAGGUAAUGCUAACAUUGAAUAGCGAGGGGUACAAGUUCUGCAAGAUUCGUGUGCGCAGCGUACGUAUCCCGCAGAUAGGCGACAAAUUUGCGUCGCGUCACGGGCAAAAAGGAACAUGCGGCAUUCAGUAUAGACAAGAGGACAUGCCAUUCUCCUGCGAGGGUCUUACGCCCGAUAUUAUUAUCAAUCCCCACGCUAUUCCUUCUCGUAUGACAAUUGGUCACUUGAUCGAGUGUAUACAGGGAAAAGUGUCCGCAAACAAGGGAGAGAUCGGUGACGCGACGCCGUUUAACGACGCUGUGAACGUGCAGAAGAUCUCCACGCUUCUGCAGGAAUACGGUUACCAGUUGCGAGGAAACGAGGUCAUGUACAAUGGACAUACGGGUCGCAAGAUCAAUGCGCAGGUGUUUUUAGGACCGACUUAUUAUCAACGUUUGAAGCAUAUGGUGGACGAUAAGAUUCACAGUAGAGCAAGAGGACCAGUGCAGAUUUUAGUUCGACAACCUAUGGAAGGUCGAGCGAGGGAUGGUGGACUUCGUUUCGGAGAAAUGGAACGAGACUGUCAAAUUUCUCACGGUGCAGCGCAGUUUCUGAGAGAGCGUCUAUUUGAAGUAUCGGAUCCUUAUCGGAUUCACAUUUGUAAUUUCUGUGGCCUGAUUGCUAUCGCGAAUUUACGGAACAACACAUUCGAAUGUAAGGGAUGUAAAAAUAAAACACAAAUUUCGCAAAUUCGAUUGCCAUACGCGGCUAAGUUACUCUUCCAGGAACUUAUGGCAAUGAAUAUUGCGCCUAGACUAAUGACUACGUAAGCACAAUGUAAAAAAUGAUGAUUUCAAUAAAAUUAAAGACAUAAUA